Molecule: messenger RNA, 516 nt
Organism: Sordaria macrospora k-hell
Lineage: Eukaryota; Fungi; Ascomycota; Sordariomycetes; Sordariales; Sordariaceae
Biological process (GO): transmembrane transport
Cellular component (GO): plasma membrane
Molecular function (GO): transmembrane transporter activity
Source: RefSeq, a predicted model, not a curated record
AUGCCGGUGUCAGUCUGGUCCAGCUUGACGAUUGCCUCUGCACAAGCCGGCAGGGAGAGCCAAUACAAGAAGGGCGAGGACAUAUCCGACUUUGCUAUCGAGAAGGCACGAUUUGUGGGGAUCUAUACCCUCAUCCUCGUCUCCUCGGUUGGAUCUGCUGCCUAUGGUGUCAGCUUGAAUGAGCGCGCACACCUCGCAAUGCCACUCGUCCUUCAGUUCCUCACCGGCGCCGCAACCUCGAGCAUCUUUACGCUCUGCGGAACGCUCCUGACCGACCUCAACCCCAAUGCUUCCGCUACCGUUCAGGCAUCAUACAACUUAGUUCGAUGCCUAGGAGCCGGUGCUGCGAUUGCGGCACAACAACCGCUGGCAGAUGCUGCUGACUCCGGAUGGUGUUUUGGUGUGUUUGCCAUCAUCAUGAUGAUGGGGUUACCGCUUUCCAUGCUCAUCGAGAAGCAAGGUCUGGAAUGGAGAAGAGCAAAGGCGUUGAAGGACAGUCGGAAGGACGGCAUUUAA